Lactuca sativa (garden lettuce) is the source of this 537-nucleotide messenger RNA. Its product is annotated as putative NAD(P)H dehydrogenase subunit CRR3, chloroplastic. Gene Ontology annotation, biological process: photosynthetic electron transport in photosystem I. The record is from RefSeq and is a predicted model, not a curated record. Gene Ontology annotation, cellular component: NAD(P)H dehydrogenase complex (plastoquinone); chloroplast thylakoid membrane. Lineage: Eukaryota; Viridiplantae; Streptophyta; Magnoliopsida; Asterales; Asteraceae.
AUGACAACUAUAAAAGGAGCAUGCUUUUGGGAUCUCUAUCAUUGCUUAACUUUCAUUGCCAUUAAUAGACCACUCAUUUUCUCUUUUCUUUCUUAUAAAACCAAUCCAGAUACUAAACCCCAAGUUCGCCCAAUCAACCCCGUGACCCCACUACCGCCGUCGUCAAUUCUAGCCGGAAAACAACAAAAAGAGAAGAAACCCUCAAUUGCAGAAAUUGAACGAACUAUUUGUAGUGGUGUCGAUUAUGAUGAAAAGGAUAUCAACCGAAAGCAGAGCAAGAAAAAAAUGGUGUUCAAUUCAGUUUUUUUGAAUUCAAUUGGGAGAACGGGAGGGGAUGUGGAGAAGAAGCUUUGAGAGAUUGGUGAAUGAAUAAUUGACAAAACCGAAGGCCCGUCCCGCUCUAGCAUUUCAGGGAAUGAUAUUCUUAAGGUGGUGUUCUUAUGGAUUCUUCCAUUGUGGAUCAUAUCAUUUCUUGUGGCUUCUGGGGUUGUGAUGAUGCCAAUCAUCUUCCAAUUUCUUAAUGAUAUGCUCGUGUGA